CAAUCAAUCAAUCACCCCCGCGCCCACGGCCGCCAACCACCCCUGCCUCUACCACGAGCACCCUGCACCGCCAACGCGGCAGCAUCCACCGCGAAGCCCUGGGCCACGCGACGAGCCUGCCGCCCUACGCCACACGACCGGGGCAGGUUGCGCAAGACGCUCAUGCUGCUCUUCCAGCUCGACGACUCCACCGGCAGAGGCGUCGCGCGUCCGUCCGAGGGGCCCCAAUCGGCGGAGUUCCAGUCCGUUUCCGAAGGAGGAGGCCGAGGGGGCAAGCGGAUCUAUUUUCCCCCCUGGCACGUCUCUCUGUCCACCGAUCUCCGCCGCCUCACUGCUCGCAUCGUCGGCCUCACCCGCCGCAGGCAGCUCGCCCAGAUCAUGGCGGAGGUGGAAGCAGCGCGGUGUCGUGUGCGUGGGGGCGGGUUGCUCAACACCAUCGUCAUGAACGUGGUUCUCGAGCCAUGCGUGUGCGGCGGCGACGUCGAUGUCGACCGAGCGCUCUAGCUGUUCGAGGAAAUGCGUGGGCCCAUGGGGUGCGGCGUCGACGAUGUUUCCUACGGCAUCCUGCUGAAGGUCUGCAGUUUCUGUUAAUGCUCACAUCCUUAACGCAAGCACAAAAGUUCAUUUGGUCAGUUGUCUGUUCUAAGUGGUUGUGAGUAAUGGUGGAAUUGUGGAGAUAACUGAAGAAGAACAAUGUGAUUCCGACAACAUAAUCUAUCCUAAAAAUGUAUGAUAAGGAUGCAUAUCCACUAAAUCUAAUGAAAACAGCAUUGAUAGAAGGGAAACAAUAUGGAUACUUAAUUCUUUUACUCAUCCUUCACUAAUUGUUUGCUGACUGUAUAACUGUUGGUUGGUAUGAUGCCAAUUUGCUGAA
This is a messenger RNA of Zea mays, 874 nucleotides long. RefSeq names its product Pentatricopeptide repeat-containing protein. Bases 163 to 504 code for a protein of 113 amino acids. The record is from RefSeq and is a predicted model, not a curated record. The transcript has 2 exons. NCBI's taxonomy places the organism in Eukaryota, Viridiplantae, Streptophyta, Magnoliopsida, Poales, Poaceae.